Scophthalmus maximus (turbot) is the source of this 1911-nucleotide messenger RNA. Its product is annotated as pyridoxal (pyridoxine, vitamin B6) phosphatase. The record is from RefSeq and is a predicted model, not a curated record. The coding region runs from base 207 to 1154 and encodes 315 amino acids. The transcript is spliced from 2 exons. NCBI's taxonomy places the organism in Eukaryota, Metazoa, Chordata, Actinopteri, Pleuronectiformes, Scophthalmidae. Gene Ontology annotation, cellular component: cytoplasm. Gene Ontology annotation, molecular function: phosphatase activity.
GCGGGCGUGGCCAAGCGUCAAUGUUUAUGUAGCCCACCGUCCGUGGAUAUAACCGCACCAAGGACUCGCGCAAUGUGAUUUCCCCCCUGACGUUGAUUUGCUGUCGUUUGAUUUCACCCGCUUUCUCCACCGCGUUGUGCCGCAACUUUUCAACAUGGGGGACCACUAGCAGGGGAAAGACGGAGGACACGGAGGGAAACGCCGGGAUGGCGGGCGCCUUCGGCCUCAAAGGCUGCCAGAAAAUCCGCGGUCCGCAGAUCCGGAGUCUGCUGGAGGCGAAGGACUUCUUCCUCUUCGACUGCGACGGGGUCUUGUGGCACGGCGAGCAGGCGAUCUCCGGCGCGGCGCAGGUGGUGAGCACGCUGAUCCGCCGCGGCAAGAACGUGGUGUUCGUCACCAACAACUCCACCAGGCCGCGGGAGAACUACGUGCACAAGUUCUGCCGCCUGGGCUUCACCGACGUGAUGCUGGAGCAGAUCUUCAGCUCGUCGUACUGCUCCGCGCUCUACCUGAGGGACGUCGUCAAGGUCCGCGGCCAGGUGUUCGUCAUCGGCUGCGACGGCCUGCGCACGGAGCUGCAGGACGCGGGCGUCCCCUGCGUGGAGGAGGCGGCGGACGAGCCGGACGCCACCAUCUACGACUGCGCCCUGGCCCCGGACGUCAAGGCGGUGCUGGUGGGAUACGACGACAAAAUGACUUUUCUCAAACUGGCCAAAGCCUCGUGCUACCUGAGGGAUCCGCAGUGUCUGUUCCUGGCCACCGACAACGACCCCUGGCACCCGCUGUCCAGUGGAAGGAUCCUGCCAGGUUCUGGGUCCCUCACUGCGGCGCUGGAGGUGGCCUCAGGCCGAAAGGUCACAGUGAUUGGCAAACCCAGCCGCUUCAUGUUCGAGUGCAUCUCCAGCCAGUUCCGGGGGGUGGACCCCGCCCAGUGCCUGAUGGUCGGGGAUCGCUUGGAGACCGACAUGCUGUUCGGGUCCAACUGCGGCCUGGACACCAUGCUCACCCUCACCGGCGUGUCUCAGAUCGAGGAGGCCCAGGAGUACCGAAACAGCGAGCUGACCACCAACCACAGCUUUGUGCCCGACUACGUGGUGGACACCAUCGCCGAUUUCUUACCCGCUUUUGAGGAACUGGACGAACAGAGCAACUGAUGUGUCCUUUAGCCUCCGGUGCGCCGCACAGAUUGCAUCCACUACAUCUCAAGUGCAAUGUUUAGUUCCAAUCCAAAAUAAUCAAUCAUCCAACCAAGGCGCUGUUUAUCCCGUGACCAAGACAUGCGUAAGGCCAGAAUCUUCUCCUGAAAAUAAUCUCUGUAAUCCAGUGCAUACUUGAGUGUUUCUCAUAGUGUUGUGCCCAUUUGUGACUUGACGGUUCCUUGUUGCUGUGUUUGUUAAUAUACAAAUAUACUGCACUUUCUUGUUCAUAGAUCGUGUUUGAUAUCGGGGGUUUGAACAUCCAGAAGUAUUUUUGUAAAGCCAUGAAUUGUUCUCUGAUGGCAUUCAUGUGUUUAGGAGCUGGUUCUUUAUUUUCGACAUGUACUUAUUAGCACAGAUUUGUCUCCUCAUACGUGUUUGCCUGGCUGUGACUUCUCCUUGAUUCGGUCAUGACAAAGAGGAGAAAAUAAAGACCCGAGUGGGCCUUUCUCUCAGCUCUGGUGGAAACUGAAGUGACAAUCUGCCAGUGAAGACACGUGAAGUGUAUUUUCUCUGUUGGCCCGUCAUGUCUGAGCUACUUUUUGCCAAUAUUCAUCCGAGUAAUAAACGGCUCACCGAACCUCAUAGUUAGCAAACCUGUGGCACAUCGUCGGUGGCCGGUCAUACUGCACUGUUGUGAAUUUCAAUGUUGUUAAUGUUAACCAUAGAGCGCAUGCCAGCAACGGUAACGAUAAUAAAUAAAGUUAAUUCUGAA